AUGGUCACUCUCUUCACCACCAUCACUUCGCUCAACAGCACCUACACCUCGUUGGUCUCUGCCGUCGCCGACUACGCCAACCAAUCCUGCUCCCUGGAGGACGAGUCUCUCCGCGUGCCCCUGGCUGUCCUCUACACCUUUAUCUUCAUUUCGGGCCUGGUGGGGAACCUACUGGCUCUUUGGGUCUUCCUGUUCCUUCACUCUCGUCGCAACUCUGUCCGCGUCUUCCUGAUCAACGUGGCGUUUGCAGACCUGCUGCUGCUGGCCUGCCUGCCGUUCCGCAUCGCCUACCACUCCAUGGGCAACUCCUGGGCCCUGGGACCUCACAUGUGCAAAGUGGUGGGAAACCUGUUCUACAUGAACAUGUACAUCAGCAUCACUCUGCUGGGCCUCAUCAGUCUGGACCGGUACCUGAAGAUCCAGGGCGUGCGGAGGUUCAAGGGUCGCUGCUGCAGGCUGUGGCUGAGGAGGAGCCGCUGGAGCGUGGUCACCUGUGGCCUGCUGUGGGCCUUCUCCGUGACGGCGGUGGUCCCCAUGAUCGCUCUGUCCGAAGGGAACGAGGAACCCGGGAAGUGCUUCCAGUACAAGCAAAGGCAACAGGCCCGUGGGAAGGCCUACUUCAACUAUUUCAUGGUGGCCAUAUUCUGGUUGGUGUUUGUCGUGCUGGUCGCGUCGUACGGGCAGAUCGCCUUGCGCCUGCUGCGGACGUCGAAGGACAAGCCGGACCUGCCGAACGCGAUGCGGUACGGCCGCACGGCCAAGAAGUCGUUCGUGGUACUGGUGCUGUUCACCGUGUGCUUCGCGCCAUACCACGCGUUUCGAGGCAUUUACGUCCACUCCCAGCUCAACGACACGCCGUGCGAACGCCGUCGCCUCAUGGACCGCACCAACGAGGUCAUGUUGCUUUUCUCCGCUCUCAACAGCUGCCUCGACCCCGUCAUGUACUUUAUGCUGUCCGGAUCCGUGCGCAAGGCAACCGUGCAAGCCAUCUACCGUAUCUUCCAGCUGCCGAAGAAAGCCUCGGAGACAACGAACAGCUCCACGACAGAGUGUCGGAGGACCUCGCUCUCCCAAGCCUCGACCACGGUGCUGGCCACGCCACGCGGGAGUCUGGGUUUCAUCUUCAACCGUUGCGUGUAUCCCCCUCCCGAAUCCGGGGAUGACAAUGCUUACCAGCACGGUCGGGCCGGUUUGCAGAAACCAAAAUGA
Molecule: messenger RNA, 1209 nt
Organism: Chanos chanos (milkfish)
Lineage: Eukaryota; Metazoa; Chordata; Actinopteri; Gonorynchiformes; Chanidae
Gene: gpr34a
Product: G protein-coupled receptor 34a
Exons: 1
Coding region: 1-1209 (402 amino acids)
Biological process (GO): G protein-coupled receptor signaling pathway
Cellular component (GO): membrane
Molecular function (GO): G protein-coupled purinergic nucleotide receptor activity
Source: RefSeq, a predicted model, not a curated record